Messenger RNA from Drosophila innubila, 3035 nucleotides. RefSeq lists its product as uncharacterized. The record is from RefSeq and is a predicted model, not a curated record. Gene Ontology annotation, molecular function: protein binding. The transcript is spliced from 5 exons. Bases 778 to 2700 code for a protein of 640 amino acids. NCBI's taxonomy places the organism in Eukaryota, Metazoa, Arthropoda, Insecta, Diptera, Drosophilidae.
CAGACACAACGUUGCGCUCUCUCGCUGUUGCUCUCUCUCAUUGCUCGCUCUCGCGUCCGUUACGAUCUUUGAAAACUUAAAUUGUUGUGCGCCUGCGCAACUUGGAAUUGUGCUGCCUUGUGAAUAAGGAACUCACUUGAGUCGUCAGUCGCGACGCGAAUAUUUGUAAAUUGUUGUUGUUGUUGUCGUUUGUUUAUUAGUUUUUCGCGCUGGAGUGUGAAUUUUCUGUUCGGUUUAGGGGGGAGAGAACGGAAAUGCAGCGAAAAGGAAAUCAAACACAUUUGUAUGACGAACGGAAAUUGAAUUGUGUGCGAUGUGCGAGAGUGCACAAGUUGAAUCAUUGAAUUAUUAAAUUAAUUGAAUCAAAGCAAAAACGGCAAUAAUUUGUGGUCAACAUUUGAAAAAUUGAACUGAAAGCCAAAUCAACAAUUGUAAUAAAUAAAUAAAAGAUAAUAACAACGAUAAUAGUAAAUUGUGCGUCGAUUUAGUGACGGUCUCGGAGUUGGCUCUUUAAUGCGGUGGCAAACGCAACAGCAUCAGCAGCAGCAGAUUCAUACAAUAGCCGCUUUCAUUGAUUUAUUGCCAAAGUGUAAAUAAUUGCAACAAAAGUCGCACGAAAUGAAUUCAAUCGAAACUAAAUGAAAUGAAUUGAAUUGAAAUUCCUUUAUUGAUGCGUGUUUUAAACAUUUUCGAAACCGACACAAAGGCAGUUCAGAAUUACAUUUACCGAACAUAUACAAAUUCCUAUAGAGACCCCAUAGCAACUCCAAUUGGAACAUGGACACCGGAAGUGUGGUUAGCGAACCGAUUUCCGCGCAUCAUCGCGCCUUUGCCAAACAGAAAUCGGCCUCUAUGACCAUUCUCAAUCCGAAGAGUUGUGCCAACGCAGCCAAGUACAGUCUGCACACGGCGUCGGAGAACAAUCAUGACACGCAGCUGCAGCUGAGCAGCGCUGCCUCACAUUGCUCCACAACGGGACGUCGACGCAAGGGCGGCUCUCUGGGCGGUACGCUCUCUUCGCGCUCCACACGCAGUGAGUCGAAGGAGUUGCGUUCCGCUCUGCAGGAUCGCGAGGCUGUUAUACAGAAUCUUCGCAUUCAGCUCUGCCUGGGCAAAUUGCCACGCCCCAGUGGCCCGGCUCUUGAUGAGUCCGAGAAGCCCGCGGCCGAGCAGAAACUGAACCGCCUCAAGGCCGAAGCGGAGAAUAAACGCAUUAAGAUCAAGAACCUAAAGGGCGCCCUGGAGAAGCUGGACAUCACAGACAACAUAGACAUACGUAUUCGACAGGCGGAACUUGAGUAUGCUUUGGGCAGGGAGGAGCUGCAGAUGCUAUCGAUUGUGGAGGAGGCACGAGCUCUACAGGCUCGCCUGGAGAAAUCCAAGCCGGAGGCACAAACGCUGUACAACAUCAUCAGCUCCGGCGUCACAUUGAGCCUGCACGCCGUACACGCCACCUCCGGACGUUGGGCAGCUCAACAGAGACCCGAUCAGCCGGGCUUCUUUGUGGAGUGGGCUCUCGAGGGAGACGGAUUAUAUAAGGGCGAUCGCAUACUGGAGAUCAACGGUCGUUUGGUGACCAGCAAGACGAAGGAGGAACUGCAGAAACAUGUGGGAAAUUCCGGAAAAUGCCAGAUGGUUGUGCUGCGCAAAAAAUCCGUGCCCAUACCACAAAAGCAACUCGAUCAGGAGAAGGAGAACAACAUGCGACUACAACACCGCAUCUCGUACCUGGAGGAGCAAGUGCGAGAACUGCAAACUGUCAAGGAGCAGCAGAAACUCCAACAGCAACAUCAUCAUCAUCAACAACAACAACAGAAACAACAUUUGUCCGCAGCGACAACGCAGUCCAACAAUGCACACGUGACCAGCAUAAGCAUAUCCUCACCACCCUCUCCCUCUACUCCGCCGGACAAGCCGUUGAUCUUCCAGCGGGGCAACUACAUUACCACCUUGGUCGGUGGCAAACCCAUUGAGCUGGUGGCCGAUGAACUGCAGCCGGCACAUGUUACCAAGACUCUGAUCAAGGAGAACACACACAUUGAUCUGCGCGAUCGUCUGCCACAUUCGCACCUCUAUUCCAUGCCGUCCAAGUCGCUGUCUGCCUCUAAGAUAUCCAUCAACAGCGACUCGGCCUACAUGCAGCAGCAGAGGCGGGAAAAGGAACGGCAACGAGAUCGACACGAGCGGCAGAGGGACAGAGAUCGAUCUCGGGAUGCACUGCAGCAGCAACAGCAGCUGCACAGGGAGCAUCUAAUGAGCACACAUGCGCGCAGCGUGGAGCAUCUCAAUCACUACAAUGGCUUGGAAAGGCGGCGGGAUACGCCACGUCAGAGCGAGGCUCAGACCCUUCGAGCUCGUCUGCCCAGCGAUAUGCGCAGCGUCAAGUCCCUCGACUUUGACAGCGAGAACGAAUCGAAACCAUCCACGGAAUCUCGCACUGUGCGACCCACGCCUCCAAAGAAGCCACUGCGCCUUUCACUACAGCGCGCCCAGAGUCUGCAGACGGUGGAGCUGCAUCCUUGCUCCGAUCUGGAUCGUAAGCGACCCAUGAAGCGGGUUCACAACAACAGUAGCAACAGCGGCGGCUCCUCGCCCACUGAGGAUGCACAGAAUCAUGGUCCUGCACCAGGUGCAGGUCUCUUCAUCGAGAACUGCAGCCCCAUUCAUACUGCCUCACUAGGAAGGCACAAACUCAUCUGAAUUAUUUUAUUACUUAGCUAUAACAACAUCUGGAACUAGUUUAGAUUUUGGAGAAACAACUGCUUCGCAGUAAAUUUCCCCAGCAGGCGGACAUGUGCAAAAUUUAAUACCCUAAUUAUUUAUAAGCUUACAAAUGUGUAUUUUCUCAUACAUCUAAAAGUUCUAAUUUAAUUAUACUCUCGAUGUACUUACCAGAUAUCUUAAGUAGGGCUUGGCUAUUAUAACGCUUCACCAUCAUUGUCGCAAACUCGAGAGAAUCGAGUUCGAUUGAAUGUAGAAUCUAUUAGCACAAUUUAUAAUGUAAAUACACAAAUUUCUGAUUCAACAUCAACUUA